Messenger RNA from Rotaria sordida, 1050 nucleotides. Lineage: Eukaryota; Metazoa; Rotifera; Eurotatoria; Philodinida; Philodinidae. The record is from the annotation of a GenBank genome assembly.
AUGUUACAAUGGAAAUGGCUUUUAUUUUUAAUAAUUCUUGUUGUUGUUUUAAUUUUUCUAACUAUAUAUCUUCUUAUAAAACGUCACCGUGGUCAUGGAUAUUUUCUAUCGAAAUUUUCUGCUUUUACACGUAUACGUUUUAGUGGGCUUGAAAAAAGACGGCAAACGUAUUGUCCAGCUAAUAAUAAAUGUCAAUGUCAUCUAAAAGGUUCUGCUGCACAUAUUGAACCUAAUUUAUUAUGUACACAUCGUUCACCAACAUUAUAUAUGAGUUUUGCUGGUGCUGCAAUGGUUGUUGGAGGUGUACGAACAACAGAAUGGCGUGGUUCAAUGAGAGAAAUACAUCGUGAUACAAAUGAUGAAUUUGAUGCAUUAUUUUUUACAGAUCCAGCACAAUGUUUUUACUUACAAGAUCCAGAUUAUCAAUGGGAAGGUUUAACAUAUUAUCGUAAUUUAAUAAAAUUAUAUGGUACACUUUAUCAACGUGUUAUUUUAAUUGGUGCUAGUCUUGGUGGAAGUAUGGUAUGUAUGUGUGCAGAUUUAGCAACAGUAUCAAUUGCAUUUAAUCCCAUAUUAGAUCCAGUUUUACUUGGUUUACAUUGGCGUAUAAUGGGUGCUUUUUGUCCAGCAAGACAAGCAGAAGUUGUUCGAAAUCAAGUACAUAACACUAUGGAAAAAAUAAAUACUAAUAAAAAUGAUCAUAAUUGUGUACUUCAUAUACAUUGGAGUCAAUUAUCAAAAGCUGAUCAAAGACAAGCACAUGGAGUUAUUGGUGGUGGUAAACAUAGCAAACCUAUACAAACGGAAUGUUUAACAUCAGUACUUGAUUUUGAUAUUGAUAAUGCAAAUAUGAGUACUAGUUCAGGUGUUCAUAUAUGGUUUCAUAGAUCUAAAGAACAUAUAUUAGCUAUGCAGUUAAAACGAACUAACCAAUUGAUACCAAUGUUAAAACGUCAUUUAACGGCAACAUCAAUAGGUUUAAAUACAAUUAGUCAUAUAUUAGACGAAAAACAACGACAAGAUCUAGUUAUUAUCAAUAUUUCUUUAUGA